GGUCACCUCCGGGGAGGAGAGUGAAGUCCACAUUCAUGAGGACCUUCUCUGGCCAGGUUUUUACCCACGUCAUCUCAAUUCCUACAAGAACCACUCAAGGUAGGUGCUUCAACUCACUGUAUACAUGGGAGAAGGCGACCUGGAGAAGCGACCUUCCCCAGUGUCACAGUGUCUACAGCGAAGAGUCGGGAUGCAAAGCAGCUUACUCAGGGCGUGUCUGUCCCACGGGGCGGUUCCUGCGUGGAGGGACCCGUAGGAAGAGAGGGUCUCCUGGGUGGUGCGCCGGGCAUCGUGGGCCAUGGGCUGAAGGAGGGCUCCCUUGUCCCCAGCGUCAGCCAGGCCAGUGACCUCAGCUGGAGGUGGACAUGAAAAAGUCUGAGGGAGGACUUGGGUGUGAGCAAGAGAGAGUAGCCCUCCUUGACUCUUAGCCCCGGGCUUCCCCUGAAAGGAGAAAUAGAAGCUUUCAAGAAAAUCGCUUCAGGUCUUUGGGUAAAAUGCUGGGGGAAGUAGAGGGUGGGGAGGGGGAACUCCCCAAGAUGGACUCUGGGGGAUCCAUUGCCGACCACCCACUCUGUCUCCGUGGGGGCAAACUAGUUCCUGCUACCUGUUCUAGGACGGGAUUUCAGGGGAAGAGUCUGCGUUAGGCCGGUCCUGGGCCUCCUGUGCCACUAGAGAAAUGAUUUCACCUCCGGGAUGCGUUCAUUUGUUUAACAGAACUGGGGGUCCACCAUGUGCCAGGUUCUGUUCUAGGCACUGGGAAUCUAAGAAUGAACACAACAAAAAUCCUUGCUUUCCUGGAGAAAACAAACCAAAACACAACAAACUAAGAAGGGAUUUGAGACAUUGCAGAGUGGGUGUGAACAAUUUAGACUGGGGUGCCAGGAAGGGUCUUCUGAGUCAAUCAAUGAAGAGAGGCAUGAGCAGAGUUAGCCAGGAAGCUCUCUGGAGGAAGAAUGUUCAGGAAGAGGGAAGAGCCAGUGCAAAGGUACUGAGGCAGGAGCAUGCCUGGAGGGUUAGAAGAGCAUCAAGGAGAUCAGUAUGGCUGGAGUGGAGAGAAGGGUCAGGAAAGUUGGAGACAAGGUCAAAGAUGUCAUUGGGGCCAGUAUAGGAUGGUUUACACUUUGAGCCCUCAAAGGGUUGGAGCCCGAAGAGUGAGCCCUUUAUAAGUGACAGGAAUGGGUAGGAUGGCUUUGGAUGCCCUUUCUAGUUAGCCAGUCCAUGACACAGGGUCUCCAUUUGGGAUCCAGAUGCCUUCUUUUGCAGCAUUAGGGGCUGGUAGGGGACACACUAUGUGUGUGUGUGUGUGUGUUUGUGGGAGGGUGUGAAAAGGCUGUGGCUGAGAUCCUCACGUUUCUAAACCACUGACACGUUUGGACCAGGUAACUUCUUCAAGUGUCAUCUAGCCCUGAGAUUUCCGGAUCUCUCCAAGUGCCUGGCUUGGAGAAUUUCCUCUCGGCAGCCCUGAGCUGUCUAGAACAUGCAAGUUUCCACUUGGGAACGUGUGAAAAGGCUGGGUCGUGGGAGCAGCUCGGCCAGCAGGCAGGACCCUCGGGAUCCUUGGGACAGACCUCAGCCCCUCCAGAUCAUGCACCUCCCAGGCCUGCCCUUCUACAUUUCCAGAGUCUUCCAGCCAGGAGGUGGCUCCCUGUGGGGUUAUUAGUCAUCUCCUCCCCCUGCCCAGGGGCAGGAGAUUCCUCUAAGGAGGGAUAGGAGGCAAGUUGUCCUCUCUCUGGCUGGAGUGGGGGUGGGCAGAGAUGGGGGCCAGAACCAGCACCUCCCAAACCCUGCUUUUCAGUGUGCCUUCCGGGGUGGCUGAGCAGGGUGGCCCCCAAGUCACCGAGGGAGGUCCUGGGCCCAGAGUGAGCUAUACCCAGCCUGCUUGCGGCCACCUUGCUCCAGGCCACCAGAGGCCCAAGUGCAGGGGAACAAAGACUCGGCCUCUUCCGGCUGUGCCCCCUCUGGCAACCACCAGCCGCCCUCAGGGGCCUCGUUAGGCUGCUACUAUCUCCGGCUGGGCCGCUGGGGUGCGUCGGGCAGUUUGACAUCACAGCCCAUGGUAAGUCACUGGGGGCUGCCCUGGGAGGGUCCCAGGUGAGACUGGGUUGGUUGCCAUGGAGCCACUUCACACCAGUGCGCCCUCCGGGCCCCCAGCUGCUUCCCAUCUCGGCCCUACUACCUGCAGCUGGGGGCUCAGGCUCUGGGCGGGGGCCUUGAAAAGACCCCUGCCCGGCCCGGGGGCUGCUGCCCAGGGCUGCGGCCAUUCUGACCCAUCUCAGGAGACGCCCAGCUGAGGAUGAGACCCGGGGGCAGGAUCGAUCCGGGCGGAGGCCCGGUGGGCUGGAGGGUGGAGGGGCCCCCGAUGAGGUGUGGAGGGAGGGAGGGAGGGCCACACUUUCCAGCCAGGCCCUCGGCAACCAGCGCCUCGCUGCUCUCUGCCACCAAGGACACGCCUGCGGCUCCUGCCAUGGACAGGUGGUACCUGGGUGGCAGCCCCAAGGGGGAAGUGGACCCAUUCUACUACGACUAUGAGACUGUCCGCAAAGGGGGCCUCAUCUUUGCUGCCCUGGCCUUCGUCGUGGGGCUCAUUAUCAUCCUCAGCAAAAGACUCCGCUGCGGGGGCAAAAAGAAGCACCGGCAAGUCAAUGGUGACGAUCUGUAAUGACGGAGUCAGCUGUGUCCCCGCUGCAGGGGGGACCUUGGGAAGCCUUCCCUGAGCUGUAGACCUUUGUCCCCAGCACUGCCAAGGCCCUCAGGCUGAAGGAAGCGCCAGGCUCCAUGUGACCCCUGGGUUUGCAUGGCCUCCUCCCACCCCAGGCCGCGUCCUGUUAAUAAUAAAGCGAGCCUCAGAGACAGCU
Mustela erminea (ermine) is the source of this 2855-nucleotide messenger RNA. RefSeq names its product FXYD domain containing ion transport regulator 2 (gene FXYD2). The transcript has 7 exons. NCBI's taxonomy places the organism in Eukaryota, Metazoa, Chordata, Mammalia, Carnivora, Mustelidae. Gene Ontology annotation, biological process: monoatomic ion transport; regulation of sodium ion transmembrane transporter activity. Gene Ontology annotation, cellular component: membrane. The record is from RefSeq and is a predicted model, not a curated record. Gene Ontology annotation, molecular function: sodium channel regulator activity. Bases 2294 to 2659 code for a protein of 121 amino acids.